AUGGAAUCGGGGAGAAGGGGAUGGAAUGAGGGAGAAGGGGAUGGAAUCUGGGAGAAGGGGAUGGAAUCUGGGAGAAGGGGAUGGAAUCUGGGAGAAGGGGAUGGAAUCUGGGAGAAGGGGAUGGAAUCUGGGAGAAGGGGCCCCAUUCUCCCGCUUUCCAUCACCCCGCCCCAUUCUCCCGCCCCAUUCUCCCUCUUUCCAUCACCCCGCCCCAUUCUCCCGCAUUCCUUCACCCCGCCCCAUUUUCCCUCGUUCCAUCACCCCGCUCCAUUCUCCCGCUUUCCAUCACCCACCCCCAUUCUUCCUCUUUCCAUCACCCUGCCCCAUUCUCCCGAUUUCCAUCACCACGCCCCAUUCUCCCGCUUUCCACCACCCCGCCCCGUUCUCCCACUUUCCAUCACCCCGCCCCAUUCUCCCGCUUUCCAUCACCACGCCCCAUUCUCCCUCUUUCCAUCACCCCGCCCCGUUCUCCUGCUUUCCAUCACCACGCCCCAUUCUCCCGCUUUCCAUCACCCCGCCCCAUUCUCCCGCUUUCCAUCACCCCGCCCCAUUCUCCCGCUUUCCAUCACCCCGCCCCAUUCUCCCUCUUUCCAUCACCCCGCUCCGUUCUCCCGCUUUCCAUCACCCUGCCCCAUUCUCCCGCUUUCCAUCACCCCGCCCCAUUCUCCCGCUUUCCAUCACCCCGCCCCAUUCUCCCUCUUUCCAUCACCCAGCCCCAUUCUCCCGAUAUCUGUCACCCCGCCCCAUUCUCCCUCUUUCCAUCACCCCGCCCCAUUCUCCCGAUUUCCGUCACCCCGCCCCCAUUCUCCCUCUUUCCAUCACCCCGCCCCAUUCUCCCUCUUUCCAUCACCCCGCCCCAUUCUCCCUCUUUCCAUCACCCCGCCCCAUUCUCCUGAUUUCCGUCACCUCGCCCCAUUCUCCCUCUUUCCAUCACCCCGCCCCAUUCUCCCGAUUUUCGUCAUCCUGCCCCAUUCUCCCUCUUUCCAUCACCCCGCCCCGUUCUCCCUCUUUCCAUCACCCCGACCCAUUCUCCCGCUUUCCAUCACCCCGCCCCAUUCUCCCUCUUUCCAUCACCCCGCCCCAUUCUCCCGCUUUCCAUCACCCCGCCCCAUUCUCCCUCUUUCCAUCACCCCGCCCCGUUCUCCCGCUUUCCAUCACCCCGCCCCAUUCUCCCGCUUUCUAUCACCCAGCCCCAUUCUCACGCUUUCCAUCACCCUGCCCCAAUCUCCCGCUUUCCAUCACCCCGCCCCAUUCUCCCUCCUUCCAUCACCCCGCCCCAUUUUCCCGCUUUCCAUCACCCCGCCCCAUUCUCCCGCUUUCCAUAACCCCGCCCCAUUCUCCCUCCUUCCAUCACCCGCCCCGUUCUCCCUCCUUCCAUCACCCCGCCCCUUUCUCCCUCCUUCCAUCACCCCGCCCUAUUCUCCCGCUCUCCAUCACCCCGCCCCAUUCUCCCGCUUUCCAUCACCCCGCCCCAUUCUCCCGCUUUCCAUCAACCCGCCCCAUUCUCCCGCUUUCCAUCACCCAGCCCCAUUCUCCCGCUUUCCAUCACCCCGCCCCAUUCUCCCGCCCCAUUCUCCCUCUUUCCAUCACCCCGCCCCAUUCUCCCGCAUUCCUUCACCCCGCCCCAUUUUCCCUCGUUCCAUCACCCCGCUCCAUUCUCCCGCUUUCCAUCACCCACCCCCAUUCUUCCUCUUUCCAUCACCCUGCCCCAUUCUCCCGAUUUCCAUCACCACGCCCCAUUCUCCCGCUUUCCACCACCCCGCCCCGUUCUCCCACUUUCCAUCACCCCGCCCCAUUCUCCCGCUUUCCAUCACCACGCCCCAUUCUCCCUCUUUCCAUCACCCCGCCCCGUUCUCCUGCUUUCCAUCACCACGCCCCAUUCUCCCGCUUUCCAUCACCCCGCCCCAUUCUCCCGCUUUCCAUCACCCCGCCCCAUUCUCCCGCUUUCCAUCACCCCGCCCCAUUCUCCCUCUUUCCAUCACCCCGCUCCGUUCUCCCGCUUUCCAUCACCCUGCCCCAUUCUCCCGCUUUCCAUCACCCCGCCCCAUUCUCCCGCUUUCCAUCACCCCGCCCCAUUCUCCCUCUUUCCAUCACCCAGCCCCAUUCUCCCGAUAUCUGUCACCCCGCCCCAUUCUCCCUCUUUCCAUCACCCCGCCCAUUCUCCCGAUUUCCGUCACCCCGCCCCAUUCUCCCUCUUUCCAUCACCCCGCCCCAUUCUCCCUCUUUCCAUCACCCCGCCCCAUUCUCCCUCUUUCCAUCACCCCGCCCCAUUCUCCUGAUUUCCGUCACCUCGCCCCAUUCUCCCUCUUUCCAUCACCCCGCCCAUUCUCCCGAUUUUCGUCAUCCUGCCCCAUUCUCCCUCUUUCCAUCACCCCGCCCCGUUCUCCCUCUUUCCAUCACCCCGACCCAUUCUCCCGCUUUCCAUCACCCCGCCCCAUUCUCCCUCUUUCCAUCACCCCGCCCCAUUCUCCCGCUUUCCAUCACCCCGCCCCAUUCUCCCUCUUUCCAUCACCCCGCCCCGUUCUCCCGCUUUCCAUCACCCCGCCCCAUUCUCCCGCUUUCCAUCACCCCGCCCCAUUCUCCCGCUUUCCAUCACCCCGCCCCAUUCUCCCGCUUUCCAUCACCCGCCCCAUUCUCCCGAUUUCCAUCACCCCGCCCCAUUCUCCCGCUUUCCAUCACCCAGCCCCAUUCUUCCGCUUUCCAUCACCCCGACCCAUUCUCCCACUUUCCAUCACCCCGCCCCAUUCUUCCGCUUUCCAUCACCCCGCCCCAUUCUCCCGAUUUCCAUCACCCCGCCCAUUCUACCGCUUUCCAUCACCCCGCCCCAUUCUCCCGCUUUCCAUCACCCCGCCCCAUUCUCCCGCAUUCCAUCAUCCGUCCCAUUCUCCCUCCUUCCAUCACCCCGCCCCAUUCUUCCGCUUCCCAUCAUCCCGCCCCAUUCCCCCGCUUUCCAUCACCCCUCCCCAUUCUACCUCCUUCCAUCACCCCGCCCCAUUCUCCCUCUUUCCAUCACCCCGCCCCAUUCUCCCUCUUUCCAUCACCCCGCCCCAUUCUCCCGAUUUCCGUCACCUCGCCCCAUUCUACCUCUUUCCAUCACCCCGCCCCAUUCUCCCGAUUUCCGUCAUCCUGCCCCAUUCUCCCUCUUUCCAUCACCCCGCCCCGUUCUCCCUCUUUCCAUCACCCCGACCCAUUCUCCCGCUUUCCAUCACCCCGCCCCAUUCUCCCUCUUUCCAUCACCCCGCCCCAUUCUCCCGCUUUCCAUCACCCCGCCCCAUUCUCCCUCUUUCCAUCACCCCGCCCCGUUCUCCCGCUUUCCAUCACCCCGCCCCAUUCUCCCGCUUUCCAUCACCCCGCCCCAUUCUCCCGCUUUCCAUCACCCCGCCCCAUUCUCCCGCUUUCCAUCACCCCGCCCCAUUCUCCCGAUUUCCAUCACCCCGCCCCAUUCUCCCGCUUUCCAUCACCCAGCCCCAUUAUUCCGCUUUCCAUCACCCCGACCCAUUCUCCCACUUUCCAUCACCCCGCCCCAUUCUUCCGCUUUCCAUCACCCCGCCCCAUUCUCCCGAUUUCCAUCACCCCGCCCCAUUCUCCCGCUUUCCAUCACCCCGCCCCAUUCUCCCGCUUUCCAUCACCCCGCCCCAUUCUCCCGCUUUCCAUCAUCCCGCCCCAUUCUCCCUCCUUCCAUCACCCCGCCCCAUUCUUCCGCUUCCCAUCAUCCCGCCCCAUUUCCCCGCUUUCCAUCACCCCUCCCCAUUCUCCCUCCUUCCAUCAACCCGCCCCAUUCUCUCGCUUUCCAUCACCCCGCCCCAUUCUCCCGCUUUCCAUCACCCCGCCCCAUUUUCCCGCUUUCCAUCACUCUGCCCCAUUAUCCCUCCUUCCAUCACCCCGCCCCAUUCUCCCUCCUUCCAUCACCCCGCCCCAUUCUCCUGCUUUCCAUCACCCCGCCUCAUUCUCCCGCUUCCCAUAACCCCACCCCAUUCUCCCGCUUUCCAUCACCCCGCCACAUUCUCCCACUUUCCAUCACCCCGCCCCCUUCUCUCUCCUUCGAUCACCCCGCCCUAUCUCCCUCCUUCCAUCACCCCGCCCCAUUCUCCCUCUUUCCAUCACCCCGCCCCAUUCUCCCGCUUUCCAUCACCCCGCCCCAUUUUCCCGAUUUCCAUCACCCCGCCCCAUUCUCCCGCUUUCGAUCACCCCGCCCCAUUCUCUCGCUUUCCAUCACCCCGGCCCAUUCUCCCGCUUUCCAUCACCCCGCCCCAUUCUCCCGCUUUCAAUCACCCAGCCCCAUUCUCCCUCUUUCCAUCACCCCGCCCCAUUCUCCCGCAUUUCAUCACCCCGCCCCAUUUUCCCUCGUUCCAUCACCCCGCUCCAUUCUCCCGCUUUCCAUCACCCCGCCCAAUUCUCCGUCUUUCCAUCACCCCUCCCCAUUCUCCCUCUUUCCAUCACCCCGCCCCAUUCUCCCGCUUUCCAUCACCCCGCCCCAUUCUCCCUCUUUCAAUCACCCCGCCCCAUUCUCCCUCUUUCCAUCACCCCGCCCCAUUCUCCUGCUUUCCAUCACCGCGCUCCAUUCUCCCUCUUUCCAUCACCCCGCCCCAUUCUCACGCUUUCCAUCACCCCGCCCCAUUCUCCCUCUUUCCAUCACCCCGCUCCUUUCUCGCUUUCCAUCACCCCGCCCAAUUCUCCCUCUUUCCAUCACCCCUCCUCAUUCUUCCUCUUUCCAUCACCCCGUCCCAUUCUCCUGCUUUCCACCACCCCGCUUUCCAUAACCCCGCCCAAUUCUCCCGCUUUCCAUCACCACGCCCCAUUCUCCCACUUUCCAUCACCCCGCCCCAUUCUCUCGCUCUCGAUCAUCCCGCCCCAUUCUCCCGCCUUUCAUCACCCCGCCCCAUUCUCCCGCUUUCAAUCACCCUGCCCCAUUCUCCCUCUUUCCAUCACCCCGCCCCAUUCUCCCGCUUUCCAUCACCCCGCCCCAUUCUCCCUCUUUUUAUCAGCCCGCCCCAUUCUCCCGCUUUCAAUCACCCCGAACCAUUCUCCCGCUUUACAUCACCCCACCCCAUUCUCCUGCUUUCCCUCACCCCGCCCCUUUCUCCCGCUUUCCAUCACCCUGCCCCAUUCUCCCGCUUUCCAUCACCCCACUCCAUUCUCCCGCUUUCCAUCACCCUGCUCAAUUCUCCCUCUUUCCAUCACCCCUCCCCAUUCUCCCUCUUUCCAUCACCAAGCCCCAUUCUCCCGCUUUCCAUCACCCCGCCCCAUUCUCCCUCUUUCCAUCACCCCGCCCCUUUCUUCCUCUUUCCAUCACCCCGCCCCAUUCUCCCUCUUUCCACCACCCCGCCCCAUUCUCCCUGUUUUCAUCACCCCGCCCCAUUCUCCCGUUUUCCAUCACCCCGCCUCAUUCUCCCGCUCUCCAUCACCCCGCCCCAUUCUCCCUCUUUCCAUCACCCCGCCCCAUUCUCCCGCUUUCCAUCACCCCGCCCUGUUCUCCCUCUUUCCAUCACCCCGCCCCAUUCUCUCUCUUUCCAUCACCCCGCCCCAUUCUCCCGCUUUCCAUCACCCCGCCGCACUCUCCAUCUUUCCAUCACUCCGCCCCAUUCUCCCGCCUUCCAUCACCCCGCCCCAUUCUCCAUCCUACCAUCACCCCGCCCCAUUCUCCCUCUUUCCAUCACCCCGCCCGAUUCUCCAGCCUUCCAUCACCCCGCCCCAUUCUCCCUCUUUCCAUCACCCCGCCCCAUUCUCCCUCUUUCCAUCACCCCGCCCCAUUCUCCCUCUUUCCAUCACCCCGCCCCAUUCUCCCUCUAUCCAUCACCCCGCCCCAUUCUCCCGCUUUCCUUCACCCCGUCCCAUUUUCCCGCUUUCCAUCACCCCGCCCCAUUCUCUUUCUUUCCAUCACCUCGCCCCAUUCUCCCGCUUUCCAUCACCCCGCCCCAUUCUCUCGCUUUCCAUCACCCCGCCCCAUUCUCCUGCUUUCCAUCACCCUGCCCAUUCUCCCGCUUUCCAUCAAACCCGCCCCAUUCUCCGUCUUUCCAUCACCCCGCCCCAUUCUCCCGCUUUCCAUCACCCCGCUCCAUUCUCCCGCUUUCCAUCACCUCGCCCAAUUCUCCCUACUUCCAUCACCCCUCCCCAUUCUCCCUAUUUCCAUCACCCCGACCUAUUCUCCCUCUUUCCAUCACCCCGCCCCAUUCUCCCUCUUUCCAUCACCCCGCCCCAUUCUCCCUCUUUCCGUCACCCCGCCACAUUAUCCCUCUUUCCAUCACCCUGCCCUAUUCUCCCUGUUUCCAUCACCCUGCCCCAUUCUCCCUAUUUCCAUCACCCCGCCCCAUUCUCCCGCUUUCCAUCACCCCGCCCCAUUCUCCCGCUUUCCAUCACCCCGCCCCAUUCUCCCACUUUCCAUCACCCCGUCCCGUUCUCCCGCUUCCCAUCAUCCCACCCCGUUCUCCCGCUUUCCAUCACCCUGCCCCAUUCUCCCGUUUUCCAUCACCCCGCCCCCUUCUCCCUCUUUCCAUCACCCCAGUCAUUCUCCCGUUUUCCAUCACCCCUCCCCAUUCUCCCUCUUUCCAUCACCCCGCCCCAUUCUCCCUCUUUCCAUCACCCCGCCCCAUUCUCCCGCUUUCUAUCACCCCGCCCCAUUCUCAUGCUUUCCAUCACCCAGCUCCAUUCUCCCGCUUUCCAUCACCCCGCCUAAUUCUCCCUCUUUCCAUCACUCCUCCCCAUUCUCCCUCUUUCCAUCACCCUGCCCCAUUCUCCCGCUUUCCAUCACCCCGCCCCAUUCUCCCGCUUUCCAUCACCCCAAGCCAUUCUCCCUCUUUCCAUCACCCCGCCUCAUUCUCCCGCUUUCCAUCACCCCGCCCCAUUCUCCCGCUUUCCAUCACCCCGCCCCAUUCCAUUCUCCCUCUUUCCAUCACCCCGCCUCAUUCUCCCGCUUUCCAUCACCCCGCCCCAUUCUCCCGCUUUCCAUCACCCCGCCCCAUUGUCCCUCUUUCCAUCACUCUGCCCCAUUCUCCCUCUUUCCAUCACCCCACCCCAUUCUCCCGCUUUCAAUCACCCCGCCCCAUUCUCCCCUUUUCAUCACCCCGCCCCAUUCUCCCGCUUUCCAUCACCCCGCCCCAUUCUCCCGCUUUCUAUCAACCCGCCCCAUUCUCCCUCUUUCCAUCACCCCGCCCUAAUCUCCCUCUUUCCAUCACCCUGACCCAUUCUCCCGCUUUCCAUCACCCCGCCCCAUUCUCCCGCUUUCCAUCACCCCGCCCCAUUCUUCCGCUUUCCAUCACCCCGCCCCAUUCUCCCUCUUUCCAUCACCCCGCCCGAUUCUCCCUCUUUCCAUCACCCCUCCCCAUUCUCCCUCUUUCCAUCACCCCGCCACAUUCUCCCGCUUUCCAUCACCGCGCCUCAUUAUCCCUCUUUCCAUCACCCCGCCCCAUUCUCCCGCUUUCCAUCACCCCGCCACAUUCUCCCUCUUUCCAUCACCCCGCCCUAUUCUCCCUCUUUCCAUUUCCCCGCCCCAUUCUCCCGCUUUCCAUCACCCCACCCCACUCUCCCGCUUUCCAUCACCCCACCCUUUUCUCCCGCUUUCCAUCACCCCGCUCCAUUCUCCCGCUUUCCAUCACCCCGCCCAGUUCUCCCUCUUUCCAUCACCCCUCCCCAUUCUCCCUCUUUCCAUCACCCUGCCCCAUUCUCCCUCUUCCCAUCACCCCGCCCCAUUCUCCCGCUUUCCAUCACCCUGCCCCAUUCUCCCUCUUUCCAUCAUCCCGCCCCAUUCUCCCGCUUUCCAUCACCCCGCCCCAUUCUCCCGCUUUCCAUCACCCCGCCCCAUUGUCCCUCUUUCCAUCACCCCGCCCCAUUCUCCCGCUUUCCACCACCCCGCUCUAUUCUCUUGCUUUCCAUCACCCCGCCCAAUUCUCCCUCUUUCCAUCACCCCUCCCGAUUCUCCCUCUUUCCAUCACCUCGCCCCAUUCUCCCGCUUUCCAUCACCCCGCCCCAUUCUCCCUCUUUCCAUCACCCCGCCCCAUUCUCCCGCUCCAUUCUCCCUCUUUCCAUCACCCCGCCUCAUUCUCCCGCUUUCCAUCACCCCGCCCCAUUCUCCCGCUUUCCAUCACCCCGCCCCAUUGUCCCUCUUUCCAUCACCCCAUCCCAUUCUCCCUCUUUCCAUCACCCUGCCCCAUUCUCCCUCUUUCCAUCACCCCGCUUCAUUCUCCCGCUUUCCAUCACCCCGCCCCAUUCUUCCGCUUUCCAUCACCCCGCCCCAUUCUCCCUCUUUCCAUCUCCCCGCCCCAUUCUCCCUCUCUCCAUCACCCCGCCCCAUUCUCCCGCUUUCCAUCACCCCGCCCCAUUCUCCCGCUUUCAAUCACCCCGCCCCAUUCUUCCGCUUUCCAUCACCCCGCCCCAUUCUCCCUGUUUCCAUCAGCCCGCCCCAUUCUCCCUCUUUCCAUCACCCCACCCCAUUCUCCCGCUUUCCAUUACCCUGCCCCAUUCUCCCGCUUUUACAUCACCCCGCCCCAUUCUCACUCUUUCCAUAACCCCGCCCUAUUCUCCCUCUUUCCAUCACCCCGCCCCAUUCUCCCUCUUUCCAUCACCCCACCCCAUUCUCCCGCUUUCCAUCACCCCGCCCCAUUCUCCCGCUUUCCUUCAUCCCGCCCCAUUCUCCCGCUUUCCAUCACCCCGCCCUAUUCUCACUCUUUCCAUCACCCUGCCCCAUUCUCCUGCUUUCCAUCACCCAGCCCCAUUCUUCCGCUUUCCAUCACCCAGCCCCAUUCUCCCGCUUUCCAUCACCCCGCCCCAUUCUCCCGCUUUCCAUCACCCAGCCCCAUUCUCCCGCUUUCCAUCAGCCCGCCCCAUUCUCCCUCUUUCCAUCACCCCACCCCAUUCUCCCGCUUUCCAUCACCCCGCCCCAUUCUCCCGCUUUCCAUCACCCCACCCCAUUCUCCCUCUUUCCAUCACCCUGCCCCAUUCUCCCUCUAUCCAUCACCCCCGCCCAAUUCUCCCGCUUUGCAUCACCCCGUCCCAUUCUCCCGCUUUCCAUCACCCCGCCCCAUUCUUUUGCUUUCCAUCACCCCACCCCAUCCUCCCUCUUUCCAUCAUCCCGCCCCAUUCUCCCGAUUUCCAUCACCCCGCCCUGUUCCCCCGCUUUCGAUCACCCCGCCCCAUUCUCCCGCUUUCCAUCAUCCCGCCCCAUUCUCCCGCUUUCCAUCACCCUGCCCCAUUCUCCCUCUUUCCAUCACCCCGCCCCAUUCUUCCUCUUUCCAUCACCCCGCCCCAUUCUCCCGAUUUCCAUCACCCCGCCCCAUUCUCCCAAUUUCCAUCACCCCGCCCCAUUCUCCCUCUUUCCAUCACCCCGCCCCAUUCUCCCUCUUUCCAUUACCCCGCCCCACUCUCCCGCCGUCCAUCACCCCGCCCAAUUCUCCCUCUUUCCAUCACCCCGCCCCAUUCUCCCUCUUUCCAUCACCCCGCCCCAUUCUCCCUCUUUCCAUCACCCCGCCCCAUUCUCCCGCUUUCCAUCAUCCCGCGCCAUUUUCCCUCUUUCCAUCACCCCGCCCCAUUCUCCCGCUUUCCAUCACCUCGCCCCAUUCUCUCGCUUUCCAUCAUCUCGCUCCAUUGUCCCGCUUUCCAUCAUCCCGCCCAAUUCUCCCUCUUUCCUUCACCCCUCCCCAUUCUCCCUUUUUCCAUCACCCCGCCCCAUUCUCCUGCUUUCCAUCACCCCGCCCCAUUCUCCCUCUUUCCAUCACCCCGCCCACUCUCCCGCCUUCCAUCAACCCGCCCAAUUCUCCCUCUUUCCAUCACCCCGCCCCAUUCUCCCUCUUUCCAUCACCCCGCCCCAUUCUCCCGCUUUCCAUCAUCCCGCCCAAUUCUCCCUCUUUCCUUCACCCCUCCCCAUUCUCCCUUUUUCCAUCACCCCGCCCCAUUCUCCUGCUUUCCAUCACCCCGCCCCAUUCUCCCUCUUUCCAUCACCCCGCCCCACUCUCCCGCCUUCCAUCAACCCGCCCAAUUCUCCCUCUUUCCAUCACCCCGCCCCAUUCUCCCUCUUUCCAUCACCCCGCCCCAUUCUCCCGCUUUCCAUCACCCCGCCCCAUUCUCCUUUUUUCCAUCACCCCGCCCCAUUCUCCCUCUUUCCAUCACCCCGCCCCAUUCUCCCGCUUUCCAUCACCCCGCCCCAUUCUCUCGCUUUCCAUCAUCCCGCUCCAUUGUCCCGCUUUCCAUCACCCCUCCCCAUUCUCCCCUUUUCCAUCACCCCGCCCUAUUCUCCCGCUUUCCAUCACGCUGCCCCAUUCUUCCUCUUUCCAUCACCCCGCCCCAUUCUCCCUCUUUCCAUCACCCCGCCCCAUUCUCCCGCUUUCCAUCACCCCGCCCCAUUCUACCGCUUUCCGUCACCCACACCCAUUCUCCCUCUGUCCAUCACCCCGACCCAUUCUCCCUCUUUCUAUCACCCGCCCCAUUCUCCCGCUUUCCAUCACCCUACCCCAUUCUUCCUCUUUCCAUCACCCCGCCCCAUUCUCCCUCUUUCCAUCACCCUGCCCCAUUCUCUCGCUUUCCAUCAGCCCGCGCCAUUUUCCCUCUUUCCAUCACCCCACCCCAUUCUCCCACUUUCCAUCACCCUGCCCCAUUCUCAAUCUAUCCAUCACCCCGCCCAAUUCUCCCGCUUUCCAUCACCCCGUCCCACUCUCCCGCUUUCCAUCACCCCGCCCCAUUCUCCCUCUCUCCAUCACCCCGCCCCAUUCUCCCGCUUUCCAUCACCCCGCCCCAUUCUACCGCUUUCCGUCACCCCACCCCAUUCUCCCUCUGUCCAUCACCCCGCCCCAUUCUCCCUCUUUCUAUCACCCCGCCCAAUUCUCCCGCUUUCCAUCACCCCACCCCAUUCUCCCGCUUUCCAUCACCUCGCCCCAUUCUCUCGCUUUCCAUCAUCCCGCUCCAUUGUCCCGCUUUCCAUCAUCCCGCCCAAUUCUCCCUCUUUCCUUCACCCCUCCCCAUUUUCCCUUUUUCCAUCACCCCACCCCAUUCUCCUGCUUUCCAUCACCCCGCCCCAUUCUCCCUCUUUCCAUCACCCCGCCCCAUUCUCCCGCUUUCCAUCAGCCCGCGCCAUUUUCCCUCUUUCCAUCACCCCACCCCAUUCUCCCACUUUCCAUCACCCUGCCCCAUUCUCAAUCUAUCCAUCACCCCGCCCAAUUCUCCCGCUUUCCAUCACCCCCCCCAUCCUCCCGCUUUCCAUCACCCCGCCCAAUUCUCCCUCUUUCCAUCACCCCUCCCCAUUCUCCCUCUUUCCAUCAGCCCGCCUCAUUCUCCCGCUUUCCAUCACCCCGCCCCAUUCUCCCUCUAUCCAUCACCCCGCCCCAUUCUACCACUUUCCAUCACCCCGCCCCAUUCUCCCGCUUUCCAUCACCCCGCCCCAUUCUCCCGCUUUCCAUCACCCCGCUCCAUUCUCCCGCUUUCCAUCACCCCGCCCAAUUCUCCCUCUUUCCAUCAACCCUCCCUAUUCUCCCACUUUCCAUCACCCCGCCCCAUUCUCCCGCUUUCCAUCACCCCGCCCCAUUCUCCCGCUUUCCAUCACCCUGCCCCAUUCUCCCGCUUUCCAUGACCCAGCCCCAUCCUCCCGCUUUCCAUCACCCGCCCAAUUCUCCCUCUUUCCAUCACCCCUCCCCAUUCUCCCUCUUUCCAUCAGCCCGCCUCAUUCUCCCGCUUUCCAUCACCCCGCCCCAUUCUCCCUCUAUCCAUCACCCCGCCCCAUUCUACCACUUUCCAUCACCCCGCCCCAUUCUCCCGCUUUCCAUCACCCCGCUCCAUUCUCCCGCUUUCCAUCACCCCACCCAAUUCUCCCGAUUUGCAUCACCCCGCCCCAUUCUCCCGCUUUCCAUCACCCCGCCCCAUUCUCCCUCUUUCCAUCACCUUGCCCAUUCUCCCGCUUUCCAUCACCCCGCCCCAUUCUCCCUCUUUCCAUCAGCCCGCCCCAUUCUCUCGCUUUCCAUCACCCCGCCCCAUUCUCCCUCUUUCCAUCACCCCGCCCCAUUCUCCCUCUUUCCAUCAUCCCGCCCCAUUCUCCCGCUUUCCAUCACCCCGCCCCAUUCUCCCUCUAUCCAUCACCCCGCCCCAUUCUACCACUUUCCAUCACCCCGCCCCAUUCUCCCGCUUUCCAUCACCCCGCCCCAUUCUCCCGCUUUCCAUCACCCCGCUCCAUUCUCCCGCUUUCCAUCACCCCGCCCAAUUCUCCCUCUUUCCAUCAACCCUUCCUAUUCUCCCAAUUUCCAUCACCCCGCCCCAUUCUUCCGCUUUCCAUCACCCCGCCCCAUUCUCUCGCUUUCCAUCACCCUGCCCCAUUCUCCCGCUUUCCAUCACCCCGCCCCAUUCUCCCGCUUUCCAUCACCCCGCCCCAUUCUCCCGCUUUCCAUCACCCCGCCCCAUUCUCCCUCUUUGCAUCACCCCGCCUCGUUCUCCCGCUUUCCAUCACCCCGCCCCGUUCUCCAGCUUUCCAUCGCCCCGCCCCAUUCUCCCGCUUUCCAUCACCCCGCCCCAUUCUCCCGCUUUCCAUCACCCGGCCCCAUUCUCCCUCUUUCCAUCACCCCACCCCAUUCUUCCGAUUUGCAUCACCCCGCCCCAUUCUCCCGAUUUGCAUUACCCCGCCCCAUUCUCCCGCCUUCCAUCAACCCGCCCCAUUCUCCCUCUUUCCAUCACCCCGCCCCAUUCUCCCGCUUUCCAUCACCCCGCCCCAUUCUCCCUCUUUCCAUCUUACCGCCCCAUUCUCCCGCUUUCCAUCACACCACCCCAUUCUCCCGCUUUCCAUCACCACGCCCCAUGUUCCCUCUUUCCAUCACCCCGCCCCAUUCUCCCGCUUUCCAUCAUCCCGCCCCAUUCUCCCGCUUUCCAUCACCCCGCUCAAUUCUCCCGCUUUCCAUCAACCCGCCCAAUUCUCCCUCUUUCCAUCACCUUUCCCCAUUCUCCCUCUUUCCAUCACCCCGCCCCAUUCUCCCGCCCCAUUCUCCCGCUUUCCAUCACCCCGCCCAAUUCUCCCGCUUUCCAUCACCCCGCCCCAUUCUCCCUCUUUCCAUCACCCCGUCCCAUUCUCCUUCUUUCCAUCACCCCUCCCCAUUCUCCCGCUGUCCAUCACUCCGCCCCAUUCUCCCGCUUUCCAUCACCCCGCCCCAUUCUCCCGCUUUCCAUCACCCCGCCCCAUUCUCCCUCUUUCCAUCACCCCGCCCCGUUCUCCCUCUUUCCAUCACCCCGCCCCAUUCUCCCGAUUUCCGUCAACUCGCCCCAUUCUCCCUCUUUCCAUCACCCCGCCCCAUUCUCCCUCUUUCCAUCACCCUGACCCAUUCUCCCGCUUUCCAUCACCCCGCCCCAUUCUCCCUCUUUGACUCAAUUCAACUUGGAUCUGGAGCUCCUUGA
This is a messenger RNA of Closterium sp. NIES-65, 13353 nucleotides long. The record is from the annotation of a GenBank genome assembly. Lineage: Eukaryota; Viridiplantae; Streptophyta; Zygnematophyceae; Desmidiales; Closteriaceae.